CAAAAUGCACCCUUCUUGUACGCGAGCUACACCAGUGGCGAGCCCGUCGCAUAAAGAGAAAAAGGGAAAGUUCAAGCCCCCAAACCUUUCACUUCGCAACCAACAAUGAGAUCCCUCCUCGAAGUCCUCGCCACUCCGUCGUCGGAACUGAUUGUUGAUACAACAUCAGGCUACUUCAUUUCUGAUGAGCAGCACGCCCAAGGCCGGCGACUACGGGGAGUACAAGGGUCCGAAACUUUGGUAUGAGGCAUUGAGGCUUCUGUUCUAAUAGAGGCUGAUCACCUGCCCAAUUGAGGCUGGCUACAAAUGAAGUCGACGCGGCAAGCCAUUGCGAUAUCUUCCAGGACGCAAACGUGUUCUAGUUGGUGCUACUAGGCUUUUAUUGUCAAUGGUCCGUUCAUUAACAAGUACGGAGUUGUGUAAAUCUGGCCGACAGCUUUUUGGACUUUGUUUGUUUGUUUGUUUUAUUCUGCGGUAUGUAGCAUUGUCGGCGUUGAUCCCACGUCGGUGGGUCGCUGAUAGCACAUACGUGAACAAUUUUCUGCCGGUCGGGAGCGCGCGGAGUCAACCAAGAGUCCAAAAAGCUCCUGCCCUUGGCGCUCGUGUGAGCAGCCUGAAGUUUUGCAGGUUAAAUAUCCCCCGGACUCCAAGGUUGGCUCAUAAUCCGUCUUGACCAGAUCAACUCCCACAGUCAGGCGUUGUUGCCGCCCAUCAUGUAUACUAUGAUUAUUCUCUUCUUG
Messenger RNA from Cantharellus anzutake, 740 nucleotides. RefSeq lists its product as uncharacterized. Bases 389 to 673 code for a protein of 94 amino acids. The transcript has a single exon. NCBI's taxonomy places the organism in Eukaryota, Fungi, Basidiomycota, Agaricomycetes, Cantharellales, Hydnaceae. The record is from RefSeq and is a predicted model, not a curated record.